Suillus clintonianus is the source of this 1212-nucleotide messenger RNA. Its product is annotated as kinase-like domain-containing protein. The record is from RefSeq and is a predicted model, not a curated record. The coding region runs from base 1 to 1212 and encodes 403 amino acids. Gene Ontology annotation, molecular function: protein kinase activity; ATP binding. The transcript is spliced from 9 exons. Gene Ontology annotation, biological process: protein phosphorylation. NCBI's taxonomy places the organism in Eukaryota, Fungi, Basidiomycota, Agaricomycetes, Boletales, Suillaceae.
AUGGAAAACGACGAUCCGAGGCCAGAGGACUUGCCAGAGGACUUAACGCCUUUCAUUACUCGAACAACCAUGGACCGCGUUAGCGCAGGUGGAUUUGGUGAUGUUUGGAAGUGCAAUUACAAUACAGAUGGUAUUUCAGCACUCGUUGCGGUCAAGGCCUUCAGGGUUUCAGAGAGGGAUGGUUUGGAGAAGAUCAACAGGAAUAUUAGCCGAGAAAUUGGCAUUCUGAGGAUUCUACGCCAUAAUAACAUUGUACCGUUGUUGGGUAUAGCGACAGGAUUUGGACCAAUGUCAGAGUUGCGCUGCUUGGUAUCUCCAUGGAUGCCAAACGGCACGCUGAAUGCCUACCUGACAUUUAACCACGACAAUUUAACAGUCCUGGACCGUUCGCGUAUGCUAGAGGAUGUCAGCGCUGGACUUUGCUACUUGCACUCGGAGUCUGUGAUGCAUGGGGAUAUAACAGGGGCAAAUAUACUAAUCGACAAGAGAGGCCACGCAAGGCUGAUUGAUUUUGGUCUCUCUACUAUUGUCCAGCCCCUUCUCGGCCAGUCGCACUUGGCUAUAUCAUCUGUACGCCCAGGUGCAAUCCGCUAUGCAGCACCAGAACUCGUUCUAUCAGAGAAUGCCCAUGAGUUGCCAGUGCCGUUAGAAAAAGCUGAUAUCUACUCUUUUGGUUGCAUAAUGCUUCAAGUUCUCUCGGGUCGACUGCCUUGGUCCGAGAUCCGGGGGGAUGCACUCAUCAUCAUUACGAUGUCGCAAGGUCGUGGACCGCAACGCCCCGAUGGUCAUCCUGCCAUAGUAGACUUGGAUUGGGACUUCAUCCAAAAAUGUCUUUUAUUCGAACCCGAGCUUCGACCUUCAGCACAAGAAGUGCUUGACUUUGUCAUACAUAGGUUUUCCGCCCCAGACUCUUGUAGUAGACCUCCUGACGAUCCUCCGGAUGAUGCGCAGGAUGAUUUUCCUGGAGCUUCUCCGCCCGGCAGUUCUAGUGACUCGGAUAUAGUAGAACAACCACCCGACAGUCCAUCACCCCACCCUGAUCAUGAACUGAAAACUUUGACUACGAUGGUGGAUAAGUUCUCCGCCUCCGCCUCCGCCUCCACUUCCACCUCGAGUACUCCUGCACAUUCCGUAUCACGUUUCUCUUACAAAUACAACUACUUAAGCGGUGAAAUCUCUGGGUCCUCCACUACACCCGGGCGUGUAAGUUAA